CACAGCUUAGGUAGUGUGGGAGGAAUUAAGUGGGAUUUAGCUGCUCAGGAUUGAGUUUUCGAUGCUCAGGACCCCUCCAACAUGAAGAAAUGCCUUGAAUACGCCUUGCUCCUCAUCAUCUCUACGCUUCACGGCUCGCUGCAGCAGAGAAUCAUCGGAGGACAGGAGGUUGAGCCCUAUUCCAUAAAGUACCAGGCCUCUAUCCAGUACAACAACUACCAUUACUGCGGAGGAACACUCAUACACCGACAGUGGGUGGUUACUGCUGCCCACUGCUGGAGACCGAGCUAUUUAAUCAAAGUGGUUUUGAGUGAACACAACCUCUCCAGUAAAGAGGGUGUUGAGCAGGUGUUCAAUGUGUCCAGAGUUCUGGUGUAUUACAUGUACAGUUACAGGACAUUUGAUAGUGACAUUAUGCUCUUGAAAUAUCCUAGCUGUAAUGUGGAAAACGCGUGCUUCUGCUUGGGCAUCUGUGCUGAGAGAACUGCCAUCUCAAAAGCCGUCUCAGAGGGCUACAGGGAUUUCAAAGCCAUUGCUAUUGCAAGUGAUAUGUGUGAGCACUUCGUUUCCCCCUGUGGUGGCUGCAGACAAUUCAUGAGAGAGUUCGGUGCAAACUGGGACGUGUAUUUGUCCAAACCUGAUGGUUCCUACGUGGAGAUGACUGUUGAGGAGCUGCUGCCUGCGUCUUUCGGUCCAGAGGAUUUAAAAAUGAAGAAAGUGAAUAUUCGGAACGAGUUUUAAAUCGCCACUUUACACAAUGGACUCUUUGUACCUGAUAGUUCUGCUGUGUUGACAGAAAAA
This is a messenger RNA of Sinocyclocheilus grahami, 801 nucleotides long. Its product is annotated as putative cytidine deaminase. Gene Ontology annotation, molecular function: zinc ion binding; cytidine deaminase activity; serine-type endopeptidase activity. The record is from RefSeq and is a predicted model, not a curated record. Gene Ontology annotation, cellular component: cytosol. Bases 82 to 741 code for a protein of 219 amino acids. Gene Ontology annotation, biological process: proteolysis. Lineage: Eukaryota; Metazoa; Chordata; Actinopteri; Cypriniformes; Cyprinidae. The transcript has 8 exons.